Neurospora hispaniola is the source of this 972-nucleotide messenger RNA. RefSeq names its product HAD-like domain-containing protein. The record is from RefSeq and is a predicted model, not a curated record. NCBI's taxonomy places the organism in Eukaryota, Fungi, Ascomycota, Sordariomycetes, Sordariales, Sordariaceae. The transcript has 2 exons. The coding region runs from base 1 to 972 and encodes 323 amino acids.
AUGGCGCCAACCGUCCUCAAAGGGAAGAGGUCCUCCGGGUCUCCCAAGCCCAAAGUCAUCCUCUUUGACAUUGGCGGCGUCUGUGUCAUCUCCCCCUUCCAAUCCAUCCUCAACUACGAACUCCGUCAUUCCAUUCCCCCCGGCUGGAUCAACCACUCCAUCUCGCGCUCCGCCCCUUCAGGCUUCUGGCACCGUCUUGAAACCGGUUCCAUCCCCAUGGACGCUGCCUUCUUCGCCGGCUUCAACCGGGACCUACACAACCAAUCCCUCUGGGAAUCCUUCUACCGGUCCCACCACCACCACCAACAAGCCAAAAAGCACCACCCCUCAUCAUCAUCAUCAUCAUCAUCAUCAUCAUCAUCUUCUUCUUCUUCUUCUGGCUCUGAUGAACUACUACCGAUCCCGCCCAUCCCCCAGAUCGACGGCGAGUGGUUGUUCCAUGACAUGAUGGAGCACGCACGAGCUCCGGAUCCAUGGAUGUUUCCCGCCCUCCAAAAGCUCAAGGAAGAUGGACGGUUCGUCGUGGCGGCGCUGAGUAACACGGUGAUCUGGCCGGAGGGGCACAAGUGGGCGGAGAAGGACUUCUUCAGCGAUCCGUUGCGACGGCUAUUUGAUGUUUUCAUUUCGUCGGCGCAUGUCGGGUUAAGGAAGCCGGAUCCGAGGAUCUAUCAGUUGGCGCUGGAAAAGGUGAAUGAGUUUGCAAGGGCAAAUGCUGACUCCGAAAGGGGAAAGAGGGGCGGUUGGGGAGAAGGGGUGAGGCCGGGUGAUAUUGUGUUUCUGGAUGAUAUUGGGGAGAAUCUGAAGGCGGCGAGGAAGGCUGGGUUUAGGACUAUCAAGGUUGGGUUGGGAAAGGCGUUUGAGGCGGUUGAUGAGCUGGAGAACGUGACGGGGUUGAAGCUGGCUGGGGAUCACCCGAGGAUUGCGGUGAAGCCGGACUUUAGUGCUGCGAAGGAGGCGAAGGCGAAGUUGUGA